AUGCGAAUACAAUCGGGCCUCUCCCCAUCGUUGCUCUUCUCCUCCGCCCUCUUGACCGGUCUAGCCUCGGCAUCAGGGUUCGACUGCCACAAUAUCAUCGCAGAGGGAAACAAAUACGACCUCAAAGGCUUGCACGGCGUCCACACGAUCUACCAUGUCGACAAGACGGAGGACUACAUCGUGAACACGACCUACGUGCUGGACAUCUGCAAGGCGCUCGGCAAGGCCUCGAUCCGGGGGGACCUGAAGUGCGGGACUUCAAAGAACGUCUGUGGAUUCCAGUACAAGUACACCGAUGACGGCUUGGAGGAGAUCAGCCAUGCCUUCCCCAUUGCCGGACUGGACCCCCUGGGUCACGGCAGCAAGGACCCCGAGGUCACGCGGCUGAAGGGAGAUGGGCAGGAGGGGCUCCUGCUGAAAUUGGCGGGGGGCCAGUACGUCGACAAGGACAAGAAGAAGAAGGAUGCCCGGGCGGUGAUUGAGUUCCAGUGUGAUCCCGACCGGUCGGGUCUGGAGGGGUUGGCUUCUGUGGAGGAUGGAUCGAGCGAGGAGGAGGAGACGCGCCGGCGGUUAGUGGUGCGGGAGGAUGAAGGCGACGAGGACAAGGACAAGGACAAGGAGAAGACGGACCCGAACGACGGGUCGGAUCCCUCGCGCAGCCUGCAGUUCGAAAGUUUCGGGCCGGCGGACGACGAUUCGUACGAGUUGAAGCUGAAGUGGCGGACGCGCUAUGCGUGUGACAAUUAUGCCCGCGACAGGAAGGGCGACGGGUCAAGCCAUUGGGGGUUCUUCACCUGGUUGAUCAUCAUUUUCUUCCUCUGCGCCGCUGCCUACAUUAUUUUCGGCUCGUGGCUCAACUACAACCGCUACGGUGCGCGUGGUUGGGACCUCCUCCCGCACGGCGACACCCUCCGCGACAUUCCGUACAUUUUCCAGGACUGGCUGCGACGGGUCAUCAAUACGCUCCAAGGGAGCGGGUCGAGAGGCGGUUACAGUGCUGUUUGA
This is a messenger RNA of Aspergillus viridinutans, 1005 nucleotides long. Its product is annotated as autophagy-related protein 27. The record is from RefSeq and is a predicted model, not a curated record. The transcript has 3 exons. Bases 1 to 1005 code for a protein of 334 amino acids. NCBI's taxonomy places the organism in Eukaryota, Fungi, Ascomycota, Eurotiomycetes, Eurotiales, Aspergillaceae.